GGUGAGAAAUCCGGGAAGGCCCGCCCAGAUUUGGCCCCCCAGCCCGUCCAUCCUGGGCCGGGGGCGCGGGCGAAGCUGGGCCCCAGCGUGCUCCGAGAGGUUUGGUCAGCCAAGCAGCCAUGACUACCUGUGGGCCCGGCUGGCCGUCCCCUGACCGCUUUGCGGUGUCAGCCCAAGCGGAGGACAAGGUGCAGGAGCAGCGAACCCGCGUGGAGCGCAUCUUCAGGGUGGGGAUGAGUGUCCUCCCAAAGGACUGUCCUGAGACCCCUCACAUCUGGCUGCAGCUGGAGGGUCCCAAGGAGAACGCCAGCCGGGCCAAGGAGUACCUGAAGGGUCUCUGCUGCCCGGAGCUACAGCAUGAAAUCCAUUAUCCACCCGAACUGCACUGCAUUUUCUUGGGAGCUGGGGGCUUCUUCCUUGAUUGCCUGACAUGGAGUACUAUGGCCCAUCUGGUGCCGGGGGCGCCCGGUUCACUGAUGAUCAGCGGCCUGACUGAGGCCUCUGUCAUGGCUCAGAGCCUAGUGGAGAGGCUGGUGGAGCGGCUUAGCGGGGACUUUUGGCCCGGGCCAACCGCCGGAGCCUCUCAGUUUGCUGGAGAGCUGAGAGACUUUUCCGCCCUGCUGCAGUCCCGGGGCGAUGCUCACAGGGAGGCCUUGUUGCAGUUGCCUCUGGCCAUCCAGGAGGAACUGCUGAGCCUGGUGCAGGAGGCAUCCAAGGGCCAGGGAGCCCACGCCUUUCCCUCCAGGGAGCAAGGGAGCCCAGGUCUUCUGGAUCCUCAGCAUGAGGGAGUCAGAGCUUUCCUGAGUGGAGGCAGGGAGUCUCUGGACACUGGACCUGCAGGGGAGCGAGAGUCACAAAGAGAAAGGAAUACUGGGGAGAAGGGGGGAAGGAAGCAGGAUGAUCCCUUGUGGUGGAAGGAGCUGUGUGGGGAAGAGACUUGGGAGAGAGAAUUGACCUGUAUGUCACAGCCAGGGGGUGAAGAGGCAGGCCCCCCCCUGAAACAGAAGACUCCAGGGAAGGAGGGAGUGCCUGAGGACAGGGGAGGGUUGUGUGCCCAAGCUGAACCUCCUGGUGCCCAUAGUCCCUGUCAAAGGGCAUCUCAACUCCGGGGAGCCUCCCUCCUCCAGCGGCUCCACAAUGGGGAAACCUCACCUCCAAGAGUACCCAGUCCCCCUCCUGCUCCUGAACCUCCAUGGCAUUGUGGAGACCGAGGAGACAGGGAAGUUAAGCAACAACAGGUUGGGGCUCGAGGUCGCGGCUCUCCAUGGAAACCACGAGGCACCCGUGGGGGCAACUUGGUGACUGGCACGCAGCGUUUCCAGAAGGCCCUACAGGACCCUUUCACCCUGUGCCUCGCCAACGUGCCUGGCCAGCCAGACCUCCGCCAUAUUGUCAUUGAUGGCAGCAACGUGGCCAUGGUGCAUGGUCUCCAGCAUUAUUUCUCCAGCCGGGGCAUUGCCAUCGCUGUGCAAUACUUCUGGGACCGGGGCCACCGUGACAUAACUGUUUUUGUGCCUCAGUGGCGUUUAAGUAGUAAGGAUGCCAAGAUCAGAGAGAGUCACUUUCUACACAAGCUGCACUCCCUCAGCUUGCUCUCCGUCACUCCCUCCCGCGUCAUGGACGGCAAGAGGAUCUCCUCCUAUGAUGACAGGUUUAUAGUGAAGCUGGCUGAAGAGACUGAUGGGAUCAUUGUCUCCAACGACCAGUUCCGUGAUCUGGCGGAAGAGUCUGAGAAGUGGAUGGCAAUCAUCAAAGAGCGCCUGCUGCCUUUCACCUUCGCGGGAAACCUCUUCAUGGUCCCCGAUGAUCCGUUAGGGCGCAACGGCCCCAUGCUGGAUGAAUUUCUGAAGAAACCAACCAGGGCACAGGGGCCUCCUAAGGCUCAACCUCCUUCCACGAGCUUCGCACAACACGGAAGUCAGCAACAGGGGCAAGAGGCAGUGGAAAAAGAUAGUGGCGGCAUUCGGAAGACACGGGAGACCGAGCGGCUCCGGCGCCAGCUGCUGGAGGUGUUUCGGGGCCAGGAUCACAAGGUUGACUUCAUCCUGCAGCGGGAGCCAUACUGCCGGGACAUCAACCGGCUCUCCGAGGCGCUGCUCAGUCUCAAUUUUUGAGCCUCAUGUGCUGAGCAGCUGCCACCUCGCCCUGCUCAGCACCUUCUGAGAGCCCUUGUGUGACUCAGACCUUGACCCGGACUUACCAUGAGUUGGUGCUGUGGGUCCUGGAAGCUCUGCCCUCCCAGUUAACUGCUCUGCCUACUCGUAGCUCUGGGGCAGCAAUCCUGAAGUCCCCCAGGCUGGGUGAGAGCAUUGGUGCAGGGGGCUGGGGCCUCCAGGGGCGGGUCCAUAAAGGGGAGCUGAUCUCAUCUUGAAUGAGGACUUCAAGCAGCUCUGGAGAGGAUCUGCUCAGCCUUAACUGUCACUCUUGCCUUAGCACAGGACUGCUGGAGGGAGCGGGGGCUGCUGGAGAUCAGGACAGCGACUGCUCCAUGCUGAGCUUGGUGGAGGCUAGGCUGGGCAGGAGGGGAGUGAAGAACAGCUGACAAGGAAGCCAAGCCUUUCCUCUCCGAUUGCCGUUCUCGAUCGCCAGAGGACACGUCCCAGGCCUGCCCAGGCUCCCAGGGAAUUCUGGGGCCGGGGGAAGCUAGUGUUAUGGGGCCGGGGGCCACAGCAGGGCAGCAGGGGGCCAGCUGGUGGAGAAGGCUGGGGGAAGACUUGGCUUCUGGUUUCAGUUGUCUGGCUGUGACCUUGACUGAGCUGCUUGGUCUUUCUGCCAGUAAAUCAGGGGGUAGAAAUACCUGUUGGGAGGAGAAAUGAGAACAUAGAGGAGGCUGCUUGGCGGAAAGUUACUUGGACCAAAUCUCAGGUGUCUCUGUGGCUGCACAGACAUCUGAACCAAAACCUCACUUUCUGAGCAGAGGGGCCUCUGUCCCCAGGGCCCAGGCCCUAGAUUUUAUCAGUGCGUCCUCAGUGUACUGUGCCCUAUCAUGGCUGCAGCCCUUGUGGGCAACCCGCAGAUCACAUUCACAAAGUAGUUAAUUAGGGGUGACUGUUUGCAUUACCAAAAUUCUCUCAGGGUUCCUACAAAUGGCAGCUUUCCAGUUGGUCUCACGCGUUUGUUUACAGAUCCACGAAUGUGUCAGAAAGCCCCUGACUAGCUGCACUUGCUGAAGUGUUGACCAUUCACCAAACUGAUGAAGCCAUGCUCUGAAAAGAUGAUGUUAGUGUGCUCGGUCCGCAUCAUUUUCUUUACUGAAUCAUAUAUGUUGCAUAAAUGAGGCCCAUUUAUGCUUUGUGUGUGUGUAUGGGGAGGGGAGGGGCUUCUGGAGAUUGUGUCUAGACGAACUAAUUAUCUGAAAAGUGAAAACCGAAGAAUCAGAGUUGGAAGUUAGGUGACUGGCCACCAGACCAGCUACUGUCACAUCAGGACAUUCUCCCCGAUUCCUGCAGGUCACUGUCCUGUGUCUGUGCUGUCCUCCUGUGCCAGGGAAAUUUAUCAUCUCCGGUAGACACUACUCAGCCAUGGGUAGCACUAGUCAGUAGUCCUUCCUUUUGUUCAACCCCAAGUUUGUGUUUCUAUUAUUUUUCAGGCCAGUCCUUCCUUCAGGCGAGUGUUAUAUAGAAGGAACAGCACAGAGCUAGACAACUUCCUGGGCAGCUGAAGACUGGAUCCGGUGGGACAGGGCCCCUGGGCUGUGCUGUAGGGUCUGAUUAGCAAGGCCCUAGAGCAUCCUGUCUAGUCUCUGACUUCUGCUCCCUCCAACAUUGGCUUAGGCCACUGGAUGACAAUAGGGUCCCUGAGUCCCAGAAUGUACCCUUCUUUCUUGUUGGUGAUGUACACCACUCCACCAUAGCAAUCUGGGGCAGGUGAUUUGGAGACAGGUGAGUUAGGCAGGUGACAAUCCAUAAUUUCAGAAGAAAAACUGGCUUAAUGUGGCCUGAAUUGGGGAACUACUUUUGGCCAAGUAGUGGCCAGAUACCAGGGUAGAUAAAUAGGGAGAGGACGAGGUGUACCUGAGACUUUUCUUGGUUAGAGCCGAGUCUGUACUUUUUAAUUAAGUUCUUUGUCCCUUUCAUUUUCGAGGAUGGUCAGCAUGCAGUAGGCCAGAGCUAUCCUCUGCCCUUGUGUGCUCGGACCCGGGUUGACUGAA
Condylura cristata (star-nosed mole) is the source of this 4150-nucleotide messenger RNA. It is a transcript of the gene KHNYN, whose product is annotated as KH and NYN domain containing. The transcript has 8 exons. Gene Ontology annotation, molecular function: RNA endonuclease activity; mRNA binding. NCBI's taxonomy places the organism in Eukaryota, Metazoa, Chordata, Mammalia, Eulipotyphla, Talpidae. The record is from RefSeq and is a predicted model, not a curated record. The coding region runs from base 120 to 2114 and encodes 664 amino acids. Gene Ontology annotation, cellular component: nucleus; cytoplasmic ribonucleoprotein granule.